UCUGACUUGACGUCCCCCUCUUCGGUCUUCCCAUGCGUUGGGGUGAAGCCGCAUAAAAGCGUUUCCACAAUGCGGGCUUGAAGUGCUCCAUGUAGUAAAACGGAGGAGAUCCAGGAGAAGGACAGCGGAGGGUUACCGGCUUUACAUCGGGCUGUCAGUUAGGCACCGGGGGAAUAAAAUGUCGAACCGUAAGCACCGGGACAACCAGGAGAUCUGCGCCCGCAAGGUCCGGGAGCUGGCCCAGUCUGGAGUAAACAAACACUGCUUCGAGUGCAACCAGCCCGGGGUGACAUACACCGACAUCACGGUGGGCAGCUUCGUCUGCACGUCGUGCUCCGGAAUGCUGAGAGGCCUCAACCCUCCCCAUAGAGUCAAGUCUAUCUCCAUGACAACCUUCUCCCAACAGGAAGUGGAAUUCCUCCAAAACCAUGGCAACGAGGUCGGGAGGAGAACGUGGCUGUGUGUUUUUGACCCAAAGACAGACGGCUGCUCCGACAUGAAGGACUCUCAGAAGUUCAAAGAGUUCCUGCAGGACAAAUUUGAGAAGAAAAAGUGGCAUUAUACCAAAAGUAAGAACCGGAGGGAUGUUGAGGGUCCAUGGAGCCCGGGGGUCCAGGCAGUGCCCCCUUCCCUUGGUCCCUUAGUGAGCCAGGCUCCCUCCCAUAACCUGCCCCCUAACGCCAGAUCCACUCGGCCAAUGUCUCAGUCCCAGCUGCCGUCAUGGGAUCGAGCUCCUGCAAUCUCGCCCGCUGAUAUGCGGACGGAUGUGUUCACCGCCCGGCCAUCGCGCUCCCAAAGCUUCAGAGACCCCUCUCUGAAAGAUCCCACCCUGUGCGGGAUAGAGAGACAGCGGCCAGGCUCUCUGUCGUCGGCUUCGGGAGCUCAGAGCCACGUCCCCUCCUUCCCCGCCCUCCCGCGGCCUUCAGCCAGUAGCUCUUUCAAAAACCACUUCACUUUAGGUCGCACAGUAUCGGCCUCGGGGACCUCGGGGCCCUUCAGGGCCUUCCCCAAGUCUCUCAGCGUGGACUUUGGAGGUUUGAACCAUGCUCAGCAGCAACAGCCUCUGCCCCAGUCUCUGUCCCAGCAGCAGCCUGGAAGUGCGAGCCAGACGACACAGCCCGUCGGCCGCUCCAACGCCCAGGACAGAUACGCUGCCGUGUCACAUCUGGACAGUGUCUUCUGUGACACACCAACGGUCGCAGCUCCACCUGUUGGCCCUCCGCAGUACAACACCAUCUUCGGCAACAGGCUCUCUUCCAGCUCAACUCCUGCCAGUUCCCCCGGUGUCGAUACAGUCUCCAGCUCCCAAACUUUUGCAAAUUUCCCCAACCCAUUCAGCUCCAGCUCCAGUUCCACCUCCGGCUCUGCUUCCCAGCAGCCCAUUGCCAUCUCACCCAGUAACCCCUUCAGCAAUGCAUCAGGAGGUGACUCCAGUGCGUUUGUCACCUCGCCCACCUCCGUUUUCCCUACGUCCGCCUCCUUCCCAGCACCCAACACCCAGAGUGCAUUUCAUCAUGAAUCAGCCAGCAACCAGGAAGCCAAUGGUUUUGCCUCCUUCCCUGCGCCCGACUCUCAGCCCAAAGUCCCUCGUCCAAUGUCAGUGAACCCGUUUACGGGGAAUGUUUACCCCAGUCGAGGGACGUCGCGAAACCCUUUCAUCUGAUCCCCCCUUUCUCCUUACUUUACCCAACCCGUUCAUCUCUGGGAACAGAGGGAGAAGUGAACUUGAGGAGUCGCUGCCAUUUCAAAGCCUCUGGAGUAUUCUCACCCUCUAAGGGAGGGUUUGACGUCCUCCCUCUCCUCUCUCUAUCCCCCCCCUCUCUGUCUGUGUUUACGUGUUUGUGGAGGAAAAAAA
This is a messenger RNA of Etheostoma spectabile (orangethroat darter), 1855 nucleotides long. It is a transcript of the gene agfg2, whose product is annotated as ArfGAP with FG repeats 2. Bases 179 to 1663 code for a protein of 494 amino acids. Gene Ontology annotation, molecular function: GTPase activator activity. Gene Ontology annotation, cellular component: membrane; cytoplasmic vesicle; cytoplasm. Lineage: Eukaryota; Metazoa; Chordata; Actinopteri; Perciformes; Percidae. Gene Ontology annotation, biological process: acrosome assembly; spermatid nucleus differentiation; intermediate filament organization. The record is from RefSeq and is a predicted model, not a curated record. The transcript is spliced from 14 exons.